Molecule: messenger RNA, 1384 nt
Organism: Westerdykella ornata
Lineage: Eukaryota; Fungi; Ascomycota; Dothideomycetes; Pleosporales; Sporormiaceae
Product: amidohydrolase 2
Exons: 1
Coding region: 173-1222 (349 amino acids)
Biological process (GO): secondary metabolic process
Cellular component (GO): cytoplasm; cytosol
Molecular function (GO): carboxy-lyase activity; hydrolase activity
Source: RefSeq, a predicted model, not a curated record
UUCUGGCAACUGCAUUGCAGCGUAUUGUAGCGUGCCACAACAAUCGGAAACCCAUUGGGGAGCCGAAGUAUUUGCACUUUGACUCGGUCUUUCCAGCCACGACACUAUCAAUCUGCUUCCUCGGACUUCGUUUUUCCAGUUAUCUUCACUCUGCAUAGGUUCGCUAAAAGCAAUGGCUUCUUCAUCCUCGACCAGCCUUCUGCCGCCCCGCAUCGACGUGCACUCCCACUUCAUUCCCCAGUUUUACGACGAGGCACUCCGCAGUACAGGCCAUCAAAAACCAGACGGCAUGCCUGGCAUCCCAUCCUGGUCUAUUGAGGAACAUUUGCAAAUGAUGGCAGCGAAUAAUGUAACCAAAUCAAUCCUCAGCAUCUCCUCUCCAGGGACCUGGCUGAGCUCUCAAUACGCAUACAGUAUUGGGCUAACAGCCAGUCUAAACCGGCACGCUGCACACUUGAAAGAGACAUAUCCUGACAAGUUCGGCUACUGGGCCUCGCUGCCGCUUCCGAAUAUCGAGUCCUCGAUUCGCGAGAUCCGGCAAUGUCAAGAUUCUGCAGACGGGUUUUGUCUGUUAACCAACUACCACGGCUUGUAUCUCGGACACCCGCGGUUCGACCGCGUAUUCAGGGAACUUGACGACUUGCGAGCUACCGUCUUCAUCCACCCGACUACACCGUGUACAGUGCAAGGAGUUCCUCCUACGCCCGCCACACCCUUGGCGCAGCACCAUCCGAGUCCAAAGUUUGAGUUCUUGUUCGAUACCGCCAGAGCGGUCAUCGAUCUCUUCUCGAGUGGGACGGUGCAGAGGUAUCCCCAUAUCACCUAUAUCUUGCCGCAUGCAGGGGGAUGCCUGCCGCCGACUUGGACACGAAUGGUCCAAUGGGGCCAUGUGGUGCCGGGCGAGCCUCGUAUCGAUCCACAGUGGGCGAGGGAGCGCCUGGAUGAGCAGUUUUAUUUCGAUCUAGCUGGAUGGGUGUUCGAUGGACCCGAGGGGGGCUCUGGACAGUUGAAAGCUCUGGUGCACGGCUAUGGAAUUAGCCAUGAGAGGUUGUUAUAUGGCAGCGAUUACCCUUUCACGCGACCGCCAUCCGUGAGAGCCUUUGCCGAGAGGAUGCAGAAUGGGUUGGAGUGUUUGUUCACGGAGUCAGAAAGGAAAGCGAUUUACGAGAAGAACGCGGAGCGUCUGCUGGGGAAGAAGAGGACACAGCUUCGGAAUUGCUAACGCGAAAAUGCGAGAGCGACGCAAAGAGAACGGUUAGGCUCCAAGCGAAGGUCAUUGCCUGCAACUUAGGCGUUCUCCGCCUUCCCAACCCUCUCCAUUCCAUCUUUCCACCUGUUCUCUUUCUCGUUCAUGAUCUUGCCCAGACAAGGGGAUGAAGCCGGC